Bursaphelenchus xylophilus (pine wood nematode) is the source of this 5114-nucleotide messenger RNA. NCBI's taxonomy places the organism in Eukaryota, Metazoa, Nematoda, Chromadorea, Rhabditida, Aphelenchoididae. The record is from the annotation of a GenBank genome assembly.
AUGAAAAACAAAGAAAAGAAGAAGAAAGGCCCGAAAAAAGAUCCAGACGAGAAGUUUCGCAAGGUAAGCAACAAUUUUGAUUAGUUCCUUGCAAAUUUAGACGUGUAAUUUCCGGAAAACACCGGAUUCUUCAAACAAAACUAAUGUGCAAAAAAGAUUGAUUGAAUUUGCACUGAAAAAGUCUAAAUUCCCUUAGGGGAUUAUGUUGAAUUUACUCAGUUUUGUGUGCUCUAGCUGAUAGAAGCAGUUAUAUCUGUCAAAACCUUCAUAUUUUGCAGAAAUAAGACAUCAAAGUUAUGUUACACUUGACCUGAAAGGUCGUCGAAAAACAGCUAAUUCGAAGUUGAAAUACGCUAAAUUCAACUAAAUUUUCGCUUCAUUCUAACCAGAAUGAGUCGAAGAAGCUCGUAAGCUGCUUUUUACACUAAAAACUGAACAUUUUUCGAUAGAAAAUAGGACUUUACCUGACGUUACAUUUGAUCUAGAUGGUGGCAGAGAAAUAGGUACUGUGAUGUUUAAAUCUAAUAAUUCUGGUUGAGUUUUCACUUGAAAAUACUCGCCGAGAUACAUACAACCUUCUGAGACGUAUUUUACCCGAAACAACUGCAAAUUUGAGGACAAUAAGAGGUUUUCUUGACCUUACACUUGAUCUAGAUAGUGUCUCCAAGAAAUCAAUUUUUUGACCUCAAAAUGGCAAUAAAUUUCGACCACUUUCCUGUCCAAGCGCUCCGAAUGAGCACGGUAAAACAAAAUUUCGUUUUACCGACGAUUUUGAUUACAAAAACGCCGUCAUUAUGACACAUUUUUUGGAGGGUUUGUCCUAAAAUCCUGUCACUUGCCAAAAAUCUGUUUUCUCGCCGACCUUUUGAGGAGUGGUCGAGCACACUCUCCCAGAGGUUGUGUCUAAUCUAUUCACGCUGAAAAUGGUUCAAAGAUGCCCUUUGCAGCGACGUGACUCCCUUUCGGACGCGCCAGUUACCUCUUCCGGUGGAUCCGAGCAAUCCUCCGCCGACGGUCAGAAUUUGGAAUCAGUUGAGGACGAGGGCUGGGGUGUCGAGCUUCCAACUGUCUCCGGAAUCGUCCAGAGUCUGCCUACUCUGUCGUAAGUUUAUUCUGUUUUUUGUUGUUGAAUUCUUAGAUCGCAUGUCAAGUGUAAUAUCAGAGGCGAGGUAAUCGGACUGAUAAUGAGCGUGAAGUUCUCUAUUGAGACCGAUGCGAUCCAUCAAUCGAAGUUUACGCCUGAAAUCUAGCUUUUAAUCGCAUAAGCUCCAAAUUUUAUUGGUGUUUAUUGUACAGCACAAAAAUUGGUUUUCGUAGAUUCGUUAUGUAAAAUGUCUAAUUCUUUUGCGAUUUUUAGCUAGCCCAGGUAAUUCUACGGGUUUGAAUACGAAAUUCCAAUUAGAACGAUUAGAAUUUGCGACUAGCUCGCCUGUUUUUUCUUUCUCACCUAGUACAAUAUCCCAGAGAUUCCAUUAACCAAAGUUUAGGAAUUAAAUUGGCUAGUACAGCUUGCAUGGAGCGUGUUAACUAUGAAUUAAAGCUGAGGGUGUCGUUUUACAUGUCAAUAUCUAUGAAACAACAGUUUUUUCAGCAGUCGUUAUGUAUGAUUUAAAUUGCCAUAUUUUUAGAGACGAACGGCGUUUGGCUUAUAACACAUUGUUGAAUGACGAAAUCACAGCCUUGCAGAAUAUGAAUUCAUUCUUGGUGAGUUGGUUUUUAUUAUUUUUUCUUCUGAUUUUAGGUGAAGUCAUGGAUAAUAUCUAAAGUUUCUUCACAUGCAGGUUCACGUUUAAAAUCUUUCAGGCCGACCAUGACGCCAACGUUUUCUGGUCCAAUAUGAUCGGUGGCCUGUUGCUUAACGGAGAUUACAUCCGUUUCGUCAGCCUCUGUCGUUGCCUGAUGAUGCCGUUGAGGAGCGCGCGACCCGACUUGUACAACGACAAGAAUGAGCGCCAGAUGAUGGAAUAUAUUAUUCCGAGGAUCGCGAACUUGACAUACGAUUCGGAUCUGAAACGCUCGGCCUUUUCCAUGUUAACCAUGAGCAAGGUUCCGUGUCAAGCGAGAGAUCAUGGAUUCUGCAAGUGAGUAUUGGUUGGUUUGUCCUGAAAAUAUCAUUAUUAGGGAGUUUACUGUCUUCUUUUCAGAUUGACCGCUCUUAUCGGCGAUUAUUGCGAUCCCAAGAGCCUCCAAAAUCUUCUCUAUCUCAGAGAUCAUGAGGAAAAUCGAACUGCUUUGUACAUGGCCGCCAAGAACAGACAGCCCUGCUUGGUCCACACUCUACUCGAAUUGGGCGCUGAUCCCAAUGCCAGAAGCAGCAGAGGCCGAACCCCGGCAUAUGAAGCACUCAAAAGUGAUAAUUAUCAAGUGGUACGGAAGUUGAAAAAUUUUUUUUUAUUUUCUGAAAUUUUUAGAGAAAUUGAAGAAAAAUGGAUAGCAGGAGGCUAGAUCAUGCCUGUUUAUGGGAUCUUGUUGUGAUUUUAGAGCUCAAAUUAUACCUGGGAUGAAAAUUUUGCACUUUUUUGGAGGUCGAUUUUUUUCAUUUUUUAAAAAUUUUUUAUGGAAAAAAUCAUGGAUAAUAUAGUCUAAUAAGCUUAUUUUCAAAAAAAAAAAAAAAAAAAGAUUUCGGAAAAAUUGAAUGUUAAAAAUCUCAACAGAAUUAUUUUCUUAAUUAUUGUUGAUAUUUCCGUUGAGAUUUUUAAUUUUGAAAUUUUUCCGAAAAAUAUUUUUUUUUCGAAAAUAAGAUUAUUAGACUAUGUUAUCCAUGAUUUUUCCAUAAAAAAAUUUUAAAAAAUGAAAAAAAUCAACCUCCAAAAAAGUGCAAAAUUUUCAUCCCAAUUAUAAUUUGACCUCUAGAAUCACAACAAGACCCCAUAAACAGGCAUGAUCCAGCCUCCUGCUACCUAUUUUUCUUCAACUUUGUCUAAAAAAUCUCAGAAAUCAAAAAAAAUUUUACGCUAAAAAUUGUUCAAAUUCAGCUGAACGAGCUCUCCAUCUACGGCGCUGACCUCAACCGCACAUCCUACAACCCCGAGGACUUUGGGUUUUUCGAGCCCAAGAUCAGUUUUGACAUCCCCUACGUCAAGACCUGGCAUUCCCGCCGCAUCGAAACGCUGGAAAAAAAGUUCCGCGAAUACGUCUCCCAAGCCACCCACGACUCGAUCACACUGAAGCCCGGAAGUCAGAUCUCCUCACUUCAUGUGUUCCCCUUGACCAGAAACCAGGAGCACGCGUUCAUCGAUGACGCCAAAACUCAGACCCUGAGAAGUAUCGACUUGGAGAUGAAAAAAUUGCAAGGAAUGAAAAAUCCGGUGAGAAUUGGGGGGGGCUUUAAGGGGUUUUUGGACGGUUUUGGAGGGUUUGUGGUGGUUUAGAGGGGGUUGAGAAGUCCCUGGGUGGUUUUGGAGGUAUUUUAAGACGUUUUGAAGUUUGGAUACCUUUUGAGGUUUUUUGGAUACCUUUUGAGGUUUUUGGGUAACUUUGGGGAUUUCGAUUUUUUUGUUAAUUUAGGGGGUUUUGAAAGUCUGUGGGUGGUUUUAUGAGGUAUUUUAAGAGUUUUGAAGUCUGGAUACUUUUUGAGGUUUUUGGAUGCCUUUUGAGGUUUUUGGAUAACUUUUGGGAAUUUUGAAUUUUUUCUUGAUUUAGAGGGUUUUGAAGCCUUCUGGGUGGCUUUAUGAGGCAUUUAUGCGGUUUGGAGGUGGGAUCACUUUUGAGAAUUUUGAACUUUUUGCUGGUUUAGGGGAGGUUGGAGAUCUCUGGGUGGGUUUUUGAGGUAUUUUAUGCGGUUCGGAGAUGGAUCACUUUUGAGGUUUUUGGAUCACUUUUGAAGUUUCUUGAUGGUUUAAAGGGGUGUGAAAGUUUCUAAGCGGUUUUGGCGGUAUUCUAAGACGUUUUGAAGUUUGGAUACCUUUUGAGGGUUUUGGAUCCCUUUUGAGGUUUUUGGAUCCCUUUUGAGGUUUUUGAUUUUUUUGUGGAUUAGAGGGUUUAGAAAGACUCUGGGUGGUUUUUAUGAUGUAUUUUGUGGGGUUUGAAGUUUGGAUACCUUUUGAAGUUUUUUGAAUUUUUUGUUGAUACGAAGGAUUUUGAUGAUUUUUGGGCAUUUUUAGAAUAUUUAGUUUACUUUUGAAGCUCUGAAAUGUUUUGUUUUUACUAAUUCUCCCGGUUUCAGGUCCUAAUCUUCAUCCCCUUCUCCUACCCACAUCAAAUCUUGGAUGGCGCUGCGGACAGCAUUGUAACCCAGCGAAUUGCAUUGCUCAAUAGCAAAAACAAAGUUCUGGAAGUGAUUUAUUCCAAUCCAAUGUGAGUUUUGGCCUUUUUGGACCUUGGUUUUGGUCGAUUUUCCGUAAAAAAUGGUCGUAUUUUAGCUUAUCCACCGAAACGGGUAUUUGCGAUUUGCCGUCGGCGGUGGACGGCCCAAUGCACAAUGGUCAUAUCUACGUCUUUCAAUUACCUCAAACUUUGAUUCGGCAUGAAGAGGAAUUAAAAACAAGUGAGUUGGCGAGUUUGAGAUUUUUUUGAAAUUUUUUGAAAAAAAAAAUUUUUUGAUUUUUAAAAUGAAAAUUGGUUUCCUAGGACUUAGAACGUGUAUGUUUUUGUUUUUGGAUUGUUUACCGAUUUUUUAACACAAUUUUGGUGCUUUUUUAUGUUAUACUUGGUAUAAUUUUUGGAAAUUUUCAAAAAUUUUUUCGAGAAAAAUUAAGUUUUCAGACUGAAAAUGGGCUGUGCCACUGUUUAGAGCAUAUCAUUUUUGAUUUAGAAUUAUUUCAGCGUUUUUUUUUUUUGUGAUUUUUGGACAUUUUUUUUUUGAUAUUAUACUUGAUAUUUGAAUAUUUUUUUUGAUUUUUUCUCCGAAAAAUCGAUUAAAUAGCCGAUUUUUGACCUAUGAUUUUAGUAUAGAUUUAUUUGAGAUUUUUUUUUCUUGGAAUUUUUGAGUUUUUUUAUAUUGUACAUGAUGUCAGACCCCAUUUUUGAAACGUUUUUUUUCAGACCCACGAUUCUUUGUCAACCUCAUCCUUGAACUCCAAGGCCUCACCAAGCCAGAACUCCGUUAUAUCCACUUCAUGAUGCAGGCCUACGAUCUGAAUCCAGAUGCUCUCGACACCAAAAAGAAUGUGUAA